This is a messenger RNA of Quercus robur (English oak), 2506 nucleotides long. Its product is annotated as CDPK-related kinase 5. The transcript has 11 exons. Gene Ontology annotation, biological process: intracellular signal transduction; peptidyl-serine phosphorylation; protein autophosphorylation. Gene Ontology annotation, molecular function: calcium ion binding; ATP binding; calcium-dependent protein serine/threonine kinase activity. Bases 223 to 2058 code for a protein of 611 amino acids. The record is from RefSeq and is a predicted model, not a curated record. Lineage: Eukaryota; Viridiplantae; Streptophyta; Magnoliopsida; Fagales; Fagaceae. Gene Ontology annotation, cellular component: nucleus; cytoplasm.
UCUUUUUGUCUUCCACCACCACCGCUCCAAAACUGUAGUCUUUUUUUCUUAUAACACAAGCACUCAUUUUUUAUUUAAAUUCUUCCACUCAAAAAGCGAAUUUCAAUUUUCAAACCAGGGUUUAUCUAAUUAUAACUAGGAGCACGGGAAUUACCACUUCACCACUAGAAAUUGAAAUGUUUUGAAUUCUGUGUUUGGUGAAGGUUGUGUUAUCAGAGAGAGAUGGGUCUCUGUAGCUCCAAGCCCUCUACAAAUCCUGGUUUGUCAUCUCCACGACGUGAUCCUCAGCUCGCUAACGGUAAUUCUAUUCCGGAUAAGGAUAACUCUGUCGCGGAAACCAAACGACCGCGGCAGAUUCCGAGCUCCGACAAUGGCGACCAAAACCGAAACGCUAGCGAAGCGCAGAACGGCAAGAAAUCUCCGUUGUUCCCGUUCUACAGUCCGAGUCCAGCGCAUUCCCUGUUCUCGAAGAAAUCUCCGGCGAGAUCUCCGAGCACGAAGUCGACGCCGAAUCGGUUCUUCAGGAGACCGUUUCCUCCGCCUUCUCCGGCGAAGCACAUACGAUCUUUGCUGGCGAGGCGGCAAGGCUCGGUGAAGCCGAACGAGGCCUCGAUACCGGAAGGGAGCGAGUCGGAGCGCGUGUCCGGGCUCGACAAGAGCUUCGGGUUCUCCAAGCACUUCGGGAACAAGUACGAGCUCGGAGAUGAGGUCGGCCGAGGGCAUUUUGGGUACACUUGUUCUGCUAAGUUCAAGAAAGGCGAGCUCAAAGGCCAACAGGUCGCCGUAAAAGUCAUUCCCAAAGCCAAGAUGACCACUGCCAUUGCCAUUGAGGACGUGAGAAGGGAGGUUAAAAUGUUGAGAGCAUUGAACGGGCAUAACAAUCUAAUACAGUUCUAUGAUGCAUAUGAAGACCAUGAUAACGUGUAUAUAGUAAUGGAGUUAUGCGAAGGAGGGGAGCUCUUAGAUAGAAUACUAUCAAGGGGUGGGAAGUACACGGAAGAUGAUGCUAAGGUUGUCAUGAUACAGAUAUUAAAUGUUGUUGCAUUUUGCCAUCUCCAGGGUGUGGUACACCGUGACCUUAAACCUGAGAAUUUCCUGUUUAAGUCAAAGGAUGAAAACUCACAAUUGAAGGCCAUAGAUUUUGGCUUGUCAGAUUUUGUAAAACCAGAUCAAAAGCUUAAUGACAUAGUUGGAAGUGCAUACUAUGUAGCUCCAGAAGUUCUACAUAGAUCUUACAGUACAGAGGCAGACGUUUGGAGUAUAGGCGUAAUUGCUUAUAUCCUAUUGUGUGGUAGCCGUCCAUUUUGGGCCAGAACUGAGUCUGGGAUCUUUCGGACUGUGUUAAAAGCUGAUCCAAGUUUUGAUGAACCACCUUGGCCUUCUUUGUCUGCUGAAGCUAAAGAUUUUGUGAAGCGCCUAUUGAAUAAAGACCCACGGAAGAGAAUGACUGCUGCUCAAGCUUUAAGUCAUCCUUGGAUUAAAAACUUUAAUGAUGUAAAAGUGCCUCUGGAUUUACUAAUAUUCAAACUCAUGAAGACUUACAUGCGAUCAUCAUUUCUACGAAAAGCUGCAUUAAAGGCUCUAUCCAAAACGUUGACUGUAGAUGAACUAUUUUAUUUAAAGGAGCAAUUUGCACUUUUGGAACCAAACAAGAAUGGCACCAUAAGCUUAGAGAAUAUAAAAGUGGCCUUGAUGAAACAUGCAACAGAUGCUAUGAAGGAUUCGCGCAUCCCUGAUUUUCUUGCUUCAUUUAAUGCAUUGCAAUACAGAAGGAUGGACUUUGAGGAGUUUUGUGCUGCUGCACUUAGUGUGCAUCAGCUUGAAGCUCUUGAUCGGUGGGAGCAACAUGCUCGUUGUGCCUUUGAACUUUUUGAGAAGGAUGGAAACAGAGCUAUUGUCAUUGACGAAUUGGCUUCGGAACUAGGCCUCGGUCCUUCUGUCCCUGUUCAUGCUGUUCUUCACGAUUGGAUUAGGCAUACUGAUGGAAAGCUGAGCUUCCUUGGGUUUGUUAAAUUGUUGCAUGGUGUAUCUAGCCGCUCACUUACGAAAGCUCAAUAAAAUUGUUGAAGGCCAAGCUGGAUAUCCAAGAAGCAUUGAUUGUUGCAUACUGACUUGACCAGAAAAUGAGCUGGUAACAGAUGAUUAAGGCACUCUCCAGACCUUUAAUAUUCAGGGAUAGUUGCCAUUGCAAUUAUGGUCAGCGCCCAGUGCGUUUGGGACUAUCUUUAUCUCGACAGACCAUGCUUGCAUAUUGCAUGCACUCAGGAUUGGAGUUGACCCUUGUGCUCCUUAAAGCAAUGAAGCACAUGUAUUUUGUAUUUCUUAUGUAAAGCGGUAGUUAAGUGUGUUUAGUUGCAGGUGAGAGUAUUUCUCAAAUGUUUGUUACUUGUUUGACAAUUAUACUUGAUCUUCUGACAUAUUGGACUGGUCUUACAAGUCCAGAGUUGUGUUAGAUCAUACUGUGUUUCAUUCUUUCUAAUCAAAAGUUACUGCUCAUUUUCACUCA